UCGUUUCAACCUAAUGAGAAGAGUUUACCGCAUUUGUCGAAAUUUCUGGGAACUCUAAUAAAUUCGGAUUCUAGGGUUUUUGAACAGAAAGCAAGAAAACACAAUGAUUUACGACGUGAAUUCGCCUCUCUUCAGAUCCUUCCUUAGUCAGAAGGGUGGAGCUUCUGAGAAGAGGAAAAACGAGGAACAAAAACCCAAGGAGCAGAGACCUAAAGCAAGUGAGAACAAGCCUGUCAUGAACGAGUAAUGUUAGAGUUUGGCAGAUUGAUUCGUAUGAGCCAUGUAAUUUACAUCAAUUGUUCCUUGAGUAAAUUUCUUUUGAUCAAUGUGUUAAAGCCAGCUUUGAGCUUGUGAACCUUGAGUAGAUACAUUGGUAUUGAUAUUAUCUUUUGAACCUUAUCAUUCGAACAGUGUGCACUGUUUUGAUAUCUCAUUCAUAGCUGAACUAACUAUAUGGUGUACUAUGUCUCCUUUCUCUUUUGUUCCAUACAUUUUGCUGGUCCAUUUUUGUUCCUCGAACUUUCACUGUACAAAA
Messenger RNA from Amaranthus tricolor (Joseph's coat), 535 nucleotides. RefSeq names its product wound-induced basic protein. The transcript is spliced from 2 exons. The record is from RefSeq and is a predicted model, not a curated record. NCBI's taxonomy places the organism in Eukaryota, Viridiplantae, Streptophyta, Magnoliopsida, Caryophyllales, Amaranthaceae. Bases 104 to 247 code for a protein of 47 amino acids.